Drosophila miranda is the source of this 1450-nucleotide messenger RNA. RefSeq names its product kin of IRRE-like protein 1. Gene Ontology annotation, molecular function: cell adhesion molecule binding. The record is from RefSeq and is a predicted model, not a curated record. NCBI's taxonomy places the organism in Eukaryota, Metazoa, Arthropoda, Insecta, Diptera, Drosophilidae. The transcript has 2 exons. Gene Ontology annotation, biological process: cell-cell adhesion. Gene Ontology annotation, cellular component: cell-cell junction. The coding region runs from base 1016 to 1435 and encodes 139 amino acids.
GGAAUCGAGGUUUUAGUUCGGUUUUAGCUCUGAUUCCGUGUGGACGCUUCGCCCUCGACCAGCGUCUAGUAUCCGUAUCGGUCCGUUUCUUCGAUUUGCGCGUCGCAUGGAGCCCCGCAUACAUAUAUCCGAAUACGCACAGGCACACACGCACACCCGCACACAGAUAGAGUGUAUGCACAGUGGAGUCGACAGCAGCAGCCGCUACAGCGACAGCGACAACAACGCCAAAUUAUCGAGUCGCGCCAAAAGUGAUGGCAAUUGCGAAUCUUAAAGAGAUUCCCGCUUAUCCCUAAAACCCGCCCAAAAAAAAGUUGAAAGAACUGUCCCCGCCAGUGCUCAUGCCCGUGCCUCCCUCCCUCACACGCACACCAUUUCGGUUACGGGUUCGGUGCCCCUCGUCGUCCGCUGUCGGUACCUCUAUCGCCAUCGUCGUCGUCGUGGUCGUGGUCGUGGUCGUCGGCGGUCAUGUCACAUGUCCUGGUGGCUCCCGUUGCUGUCCUCCUGUGCCUCUGACGCCGCCGCCACCGUUUCGGGGCGGCAGCCGGGAUAAUGCGGCGUUAGGCCCAGAGACUCUUGCGCGAGUGUCGUUGUCGGCUGAGAAUUGAAAUUGGAAAUUGUUGUGGCAAAGGCAAAGUGGUGCGAGUGUAACACGCCGAGAAACCAAAAUAAAUGUGUGGCAGUGGCAACAGCGGUGACUGCUGCUGCUAGUUAUAGCUUCUAGUUCCAAGUGCAACGACGACAACAGCAGCAACAUCUGUAGAGACAAUAACAGAAGCCACCACUAGUGUUAGAAUAAAUGACCUGCAACAUGGCUUUGAAUCCGGUAUUAACAAAAGAAGAGGCACACCAGCAACAGCAACAGCAACAACUGCAACACCAGGAGUUUCAGCAACUUCAACUGCAAAAACAAAAGCAACAGCAGCAGCAGCAGCAACAAACCAAAUGGCAGCAACACGCAACGAAAAGUUGACGAUGCCAUCAACAUUGGAUUAAAAAUCUUCAAAUUCUGGGAAUGGCUGUCAUCGCCCUGUCCCUGACCGGACCCGGCCCCGCCCCCUGCCAUGCCCAGCAGCAAAAGUUCCGCACCACGCCCCACGAUCUGCAAGUACUGGAGGGCGCCGAGGCCAUGAUGCGUUGCGAGGUGACCAAUGUGGCCGGAGCCGUGCAAUGGACAAAGGACUGCUUUGCCCUGGGCUUCUCCGCCGUGAUCCCGGGCUUUCCGCGCUACUCUGUGCUCGGCGACCGGAAGCAGGGCGUCUACAAUCUCCGCAUCUCGAAUGCCUCCAUCAACGACGACGCGGAGUACCAGUGCCAGGUGGGACCUGCGCGCCUCAGCUCCGCCAUCAGAGCCAAUGCCAAGCUGACUGUCAUAUGUAAGUACGCUUAUUGCCUUCUACACUGGGAAAAAACUUUCCAAACAUCGAGGCCGUGAGGGAAGGCCUCCAAA